AUGUCUUCCGAUGCUGCCCCCGUCCAGGGCAUGCGCAAAAAUGGCAAAAACUGGCACACCUCGAAGAAGGCCUUCCGCCCCAGUGCGGGUCUCGGCUCUUACGCGAAGAGACAGGAGGCCCGCAAGCACCAGGAGGCUGUCAAGGAACAUGAGCGGGAGAUGAAGAAGGAGAAGGAGGCAGAACGGCAGGAAGGAACUCAGGAAGAUGCGCGGACGAAACUGACUGUGGACCUUCUUCUCCUACAGUCCCAUAUCCAGCGCAUUAAAGAUCGUCGAGCAGCCAAGGAGGAGAAGGCACGAUACGAGAAGAUGGCCGAGAAGAUGCACCACAAGCGAGUCGAGCGCUUGAAGCGCAGAGAGAAACGCAACAAGCUGCUUAACUCAUGA
Messenger RNA from Penicillium alfredii, 387 nucleotides. Its product is annotated as CGR1 family protein. Lineage: Eukaryota; Fungi; Ascomycota; Eurotiomycetes; Eurotiales; Aspergillaceae. The transcript is spliced from 3 exons. The record is from RefSeq and is a predicted model, not a curated record. The coding region runs from base 1 to 387 and encodes 128 amino acids.